Vanessa tameamea is the source of this 1869-nucleotide messenger RNA. It is a transcript of the gene Rab21, whose product is annotated as ras-related protein Rab-21. Gene Ontology annotation, molecular function: GTPase activity; GTP binding. The record is from RefSeq and is a predicted model, not a curated record. The transcript is spliced from 4 exons. Gene Ontology annotation, biological process: Rab protein signal transduction. Bases 236 to 865 code for a protein of 209 amino acids. Lineage: Eukaryota; Metazoa; Arthropoda; Insecta; Lepidoptera; Nymphalidae. Gene Ontology annotation, cellular component: endosome; Golgi apparatus.
AUAAGUUGUCAAAUCGCUUCCUUUACGACAUCACGAUCACAGUUCUAUGUCGACUAAUAAUAUAUAAAGUAUUAUUGAAGUUUAUGGUUAAGCUCUAGUAUACCUCCUUAAUUUUUUUAAAGCUGUGGUCAUUAGUAUUUUAUUGUACGGUAUAUAUGUGUACUUAAAAACCGCGUUAGAUUCCGUGUCAAUUUAAUUGAAAGUUUCCUAUUACAAAGACAUUUUAGUUUCCACAAUGACUACAGCACCGAGUGGAACACAUAAUUUCAAAGUGGUUUUGUUAGGCGAAGGCUGCGUUGGAAAAACAUCGAUAUUACUCCGAUACAUCGAAGAUAAAUUCAACGAUAAACAUUUGACUACACUACAGGCAACAUUCUUAAACAAGAAACUUAACAUCAAUGGAAAACGUAUUAAUCUCUCAAUUUGGGAUACAGCUGGUCAGGAGAAGUUUCAUGCUUUGGGUCCUAUAUAUUAUAGAAACUCAAAUGGUGCAAUACUAGUUUAUGAUAUUACAGAUGAAGAUUCGUUUGGAAAGGUUAAGAACUGGGUCAAGGAAUUGAAGAAAAUGCUUGGAUCGGAUAUUGUUUUGAUAAUAGCAGGCAACAAAGUUGAUCUAGAACAUGAGAGAACAGUGCCUCUUGAAGAAGCUGAGAGCUAUGCAGAUAUGGUUGGCGCUAAGCAUUUCUACACGUCGGCAAAGUUGAAUCAAGGCGUUGAAGAACUAUUUUUGGAGCUGACAAGGGAAAUGGUUGAACGGUUUGAGCAAAACACCCGGACUGAUUCAAAUAGAACCUCUAGAGUUCUAGUCGUCGAUGAUGAAGCACCAACUCAGUCAACUUGCUGCUUAGGAUAUCGAAGUAAUUGAAAUGCUUAUGUAGGUAAUAUUCGAUGUAUAUAAAUAUUCUAUCUUAUUGUUCGACUCUAUUUAUGGAACUUAUUAUAUCAAUGUGUAACAUUGACUUGUAGAUCAAUUGACUAAAAUAAAUUUGUUUAACUUUAAUACUUUUCGAUAUCCAAAAAUUGGGUUCUCAAUACCCACAGCUAGACAUUAUUACAUAACUACAAUAUACAAUGACAAAAUUCAACUGGAGCUUGAAUUAUAAUCAUUAUAUACAAUAGUAGAAAAGAACUGGUAUUAAACUGUAUAUUUUUCUUUAUUCUAUUAAUUUGUACCUACAUUGAAUUUACUAAUUUCGUGUUAGUGCAACUGCAUUGUAAACCUUAAGAAAGAUACUAUUUAAACAAAAUUUUAGAACUAAAGGAAAAUAAUUCUUGUUUUAAACAUAGGGAAUGUUAUUUUAAAGAUGUUUAGAUUAUGUAUUCUACUAUUAUCAUUAUAGUUAAUGGCUACUAUAUACUUUACUACUAUAUAAUUACUAAAUAACUUUCUCAUUUUUAGGCAUGUAAAUUUUUAUGUUUUAGAAAUUUAUCAGUUGCUCUCAAGAUAUUACCUUUGUGCAUAUUUACUUUGUUAUCUGUUUGAUAGCCCACAAAGAUAAAUCCUAAAACUAUUUAUAGAACUUUUUUGAGUACUAAAAUUUAUAAUGAUGUUUAAUGAAAGUAUGGGCUUACUCUCUCAUUGUUGAUUAUGAUUUUAUAUGUAAAAAUGAACUUAUUUAUUUCCCAAAGGAAAUUCAUUUAUAAUAAUUAUAAAUAUAAUAAAUCACUGUGAAUCAUUUACUAAGUAGUCUAUAUAUUUCUCAAGACAGUUAAAUAAUGCAACAGAGUAAUUAUAAUUGUUGCAACAAACUUUUUACUCUGCCACAAUUAUUAAAUUACUGUAACAUUAAAUGGUUAUUAAUGGUAAAUGGUAUAUUCAUUUUAUUUGAAAUUCACAUGAAAUUUAAUUAACAUUCCUUCUUUAUCAAA